Molecule: messenger RNA, 906 nt
Organism: Lathyrus oleraceus (garden pea)
Lineage: Eukaryota; Viridiplantae; Streptophyta; Magnoliopsida; Fabales; Fabaceae
Product: dehydration-responsive element-binding protein 1E
Exons: 1
Coding region: 43-747 (234 amino acids)
Biological process (GO): regulation of DNA-templated transcription
Molecular function (GO): DNA binding; DNA-binding transcription factor activity
Source: RefSeq, a predicted model, not a curated record
AACUCACUUUAUUCAAUCAACGUAAGCAACUUCAUUUUUCUGAUGAAUAUUUUUGAAUCAUCGAUUAGCGAGUUGAACUACAGCAGCACACACCACCAUUCAGAUACAUCUUCUUCCUCAGAAACAAACUCCUCAAACCGUAAUGAUGCGGAAACGCUUUUGGCAUCUGAUAAACCAAAGAGGCGAACAGGUAGAAGAGUAUUCAAGGAGACAAGGCACCCUGUGUAUCGAGGAGUACGAAAGAGGAACAAUAACAAGUGGGUUAGUGAAAUGCGAGUUCCUAAUAACAGUAACAAAUGCAGCAAAUCAAGGAUUUGGCUUGGAACCUAUCCAAAGCCUGAAAUGGCUGCACGUGCACAUGAUGUUGCUGCACUCGUUCUUAAGGGGAAAUCAGCUUGUCUUAAUUUUGCUGAUUCCGCAUGGCGGUUGAGGUUGCCGGAGUCGAAUGAUGCAGAGGAGAUAAGGAAAGCGGCGAUGGAAGCUGCUGAGUUGUUUUCUGUUGAAGACAACAACCAGUGUGACUGUGAGGUUAGUGUUGGUGAUGGAGUGGUCAUGCAACAUUCCAAUGAUAUGCAUGUUACGAUCGAACAAGUUCCGACGGAAUCCGACGACAUGCAUGAUUUGAUUUUGAGUAUUGCAAAUGAGCCUUUACGUUCUCCUUCUCCUUCCAUCACAGAUAACUGGGGUGAGAUCGAGAAGUUUGAUACUCAAGUUUCAUCAUUAUGGAAUUUCGAUACGCAGUAUUAAAGAUGUAAUUAAUUAACAAUUUGCUGUUAGUUUCUUUCUCAGUUAGUUUAUGUAUAACUUACUGUGAAUAAUUCAUUAGCUUAAUUCAUUUGUGGUUGGUUUGUCAAACUUUUGAUAUACCAAAAUACAUGGUAAAUACAUUUCAUGCAUUAAGAUGAA